ACUGCAAAUAGCAGAGCUCCUGUUCUCCUCCACCCCUAACACUCCUCCCUUAAUGUCCCUCUCAGGCACACGCAUGGCCAAAGGGGCUUCUCUUCUCUGAUCAAGCCACCUGUCCCCCUUACCUCCCCCUGCCCCACACCCAUCCCGUACCCCCCUCCUCUCUCCCAGCCCAGCUGUCCCAUACACACACACACAGAUCCAGACUGCCCUAGUCUCAUCCUAUCUCUGUCCUACUCCCCUUGGCAGACGCUGCUAUUGCUGCUGCUACAGAUCCAAUAUUGACCCUCAUUUAUAAUUCUUCCUCCUCUUUCAUGCCCCCCGGCUUCAUCAACCUCAGUCCGUUUGGUGAGAUCCUCCUCUGGUAAUCAGUCUUCCGCACAGCGAAAGUGGACCCAACACCGAGUGCUGCUGCUCACCGGGUGAGCUCUGACAGGAGCAUGUUCGGGGUUUACUGCAUGGAAUAUCCUUAUCCAGUUGUACAGGGUAAUCAGGAGCCAACAGCCACUCCUGACACCAUGGUGCAGCCUUUUGCUGCUAUCCCUUUCCCGCCACCACCACAGAAUGGACUAGCAACAGAAUAUGGGAAUCAGCACACGGAAUAUGCUGCAACAUCUGCUGACCACGGACUUCCUCUGUAUGGAGGAGCGCAGACUCACACAGAACACAACACCCCAGCAACCAGCACAGCCAAUGCUUCCAGUACGCAGACGGACGGAGCUCAGACAGAAGGACAGCAACCGCAAACACAGAGCAGUGAUAGCACUGAAACCAAACCAACUCCAAAAAGGCUUCAUGUCUCAAACAUACCUUUCCGAUUCCGGGAUCCUGAUCUGCGCCAGAUGUUUGGACAAUUUGGAAAAAUCCUUGAUGUGGAAAUCAUAUUCAAUGAGCGGGGGUCCAAGGGUUUUGGUUUUGUAACUUUUGAAACUAGCGCGGAUGCUGACCGGGCCCGGGAGAAAUUGCACAGCACGGUGAUUGAGGGGCGAAAAAUCGAGGUGAACAAUGCAACAGCUCGUGUGAUGACAAAUAAGAAAACUGUGACUCCCUAUGGGAAUGGAUGGAAACUAAGUCCGAUGGUGGGAGCUGUAUAUGGACCAGAGCUUUAUGCAGCUGCACCCGGGCUUCAAGCUGACGUCUCUCUGGCCACUGAGGCUGGUGUCCCCCUGCCCGGACCACGGGGGGUUAACACGUACAUUCCGUUGAUCAUUCCUGGCUUCCCCUACCCCACUGCAGCAGCAGCCGCCACUACAGCAGCUGCCUUCAGGGGGGCACAUUUGAGGGGCCGUGGGAGGACGGUGUAUGGUGCAGUACGGGCAGUGCAACCUACUGCAAUCCCCACAUAUCCUGGACUAGUCUUACAGGAACCAAUUCUAAACCCUAAACUACCUCAGGGUGGAUAUGCAGCCUACAGAUACACUCAGCCAGCCACAGCUGCAACAGCUGCCACAGCCGCUGCCGCAGCUGCUGCGGCCUACAGCGAUGGGUACGGCAGAGUAUAUACAGCUGACCCAUACCAUGCCCUGGCCCCUGCUGCCAGUUACGGAGUUGGAGCUGUGGCGAGUUUAUACAGAGGCGGCUACAGCCGAUUUGCUCCGUACUGAAGUGACGUAAGCCUAUUAUUCCCCCUUAAACCUGGACAAAACUGCCCUUUCUUUCCCCAUCUGCCUGUUUACCCCCUCCCUCCACUAUCAAAGUUCGCAAGGCCCGGCUAUUGCAAUACUUAAAAAGAAAAACCUUCUCCAGGAAUUUUCAAGCAGUGCAAGAUGGAUGGAUACAGCCGAAAUAUAUAGAAAACAAAGGACAUUUUUUUAUACCUCAGCCUACUCUUCAAAUCUGUAAUUUUUAUUUCUGCAUUUUUUUAGGGGGUGUGUUCAUUUUGUUCCAAAGAUUGUGUUUAUUUUUUAUUUUUAAACUGUGGUAAAGUGCGUGUAUAUAUAAUAUUUACUUAAGUAUGUGCUGUGAGCUUUUAUAUUAUUAUUAUUUCUACACUUUGAGGGGAGAUUUGCAUAAAAUAGGAUGUAUGGAACAGAGGAUUGGAUUUGGGAAAGCUAAGAGGAAAGGAUGAAUAAAGCUCUGCGGUUUUAAAAUAUAAACUUCUCUAAUUAGGAUCCUCUUGCAAAUAGAGAUUGACAUAAGGCUUUGUCUACAGAAGCUUUUCCAACAUCUCCACGACCGAUGACAAGCCAAGGUAGUGAUGAUCUAAAGGGAUUUGACGAACCCCUUGUCUUGAAGGGAUUAAACAUGAAAAAAUAUAUGUAAUGGACGUUGGACAAGGUCAUGAAAGAGACAUUGUGAUGUGACAUGUAUUAACACUUGAUGUUGCUCUGGCUUAUGCUUUCGAUGACCCUGGCUUAUGUAAAUCUCAGGCAAACGUCUGGUGACCAUUGAGCUAGGUGGAUCGGCUUGUGUAUAAGGAAAAAAAAUUGCAGUGAAUGACAAUUAUAAUACAACAAACGAUUGCUGCUCAGUUCAACUUAUGGUGCAGUUCCAUUUCAGACAGAGCGCACCAAUGGUGAUUAUGUUUAAAGGGAUUCUGUCAUCAAAAAUGUUCCAGAUCAUAUGUUUAAACACAGCCUUAAAAGGUUUAUAAUCUUCUUUUAAACAUAGGUGCCAAUUCGUUAAUUCUGUCUCUUUAUGAAUUAUAUUUUUGGAGUUAUGUUUUCCAUGUGGUUGAGUUUGCAUUUCUCAUUUCACCCAACCCUCCUAUUAUCAUUAUUUGCUUUGAUUGCUUCACUUUUUGUAAAAAUGGGAACACUCCAGGAUUAAAUUUUACCACCAUUGUUUUAUUUUUAUAUAGGUAAUGCAUAAAAAAAAUUCCUUUUGAAUGUCACUUUCCCAGGCUUUAUUCCGACUUGUGGAGCUACCAGGAAGUUUUUGGGAUACCUUAACCAAUCCCUGAGCUCCUAGUUAUUAGUAGUGGGAAAGAACUGCCAAUACAGGAGUGUUGAGUGCUUCCGCUUUAUAAAUAAAUCUCAUAUACACGAUUCGGUCGUGAGCAUUGUCGUUCACUUGAACUUAGGCCUUUUUUGGCUCUAUUGCGCAUGCAUAGGAUCUAAUUUAUUCUUACAGGAAAGACUGUGCAUGCAUAUACUUUAAUGCUCUCACUCUAAGAAGGCAAGUGAGGAGUAAGUCUAAGAGUGAGGGAAAAACAAAAAAACCUUUUCCCCCCUUGUAUCAAAACAUGCAUUCUUCUUCCACGAUACCCUAGUUCUUGCUUGUUUGCAAGUAGGAUAUAUUGCCUGGAGUGUCUCUUAUCAUGUGAUUCUGAUAACACUAAAUGUAUCUGAUACUGCUGCAAAUAUUUUACUCUUGGUCUCUUAAUGGUCUGAGAACAACCAAUAGAUGUUACAGCUAUACAUCUCAUUAGAAACACUAUUAGAAACACUAUAUGCUUCAGAACGGUUUCUCCUCAAAUGUGAGAUGUGUGGACUUACUAGGGGUAAGUUAUAUCCGACCGUACUAAUUGAGGUAGCUCAUGGGGGGAAAGACAGAAGUGUCUCUUGUUGGAGAGAGAAACCCUAUUCACUGCUAGUCAUAAAUCCAGUCCAAUAAACUUUUAAAGAAAACCACUUGCUUAUACUUUCACCUAACCAUCCAUGUCAUGGUAGAUUUGUACAAAAACACUAGUAACUAGUUAACCAUACAAAAUGUUUUAUAUGGAAACAAAUGUGAUAUUCAUUUCCAGUCUAAAGAUAUCUUUGUUUCAUUCACAUGUAUCAUUAAAAUUCACCUUUUAUUUGUAUUUACCAUUAAAUCCAUCUAAAUGCCACUUAAUGGCUGGGUGUAAACUGCACCUUGGAAGUUUGCCUAUUCUACACCCUUCAAGACCCGUGAAUUUUUAUGUUUUAUGUGUUUUGUGUUGUAGUUAUUCUUUUCAGAGCAAGGCUAGAAAGUUGGAACAUUUCCUGUUCCUGUGUGACUAUAAUUUGUUCCAGUCCAUGUGCAAAUACUCACCUUGGUGUCCACUUUAUCCUCCUCCUCCUCCUUAUGCUGGUCACAUGUCCGUCCUGGAGAGAGGAUAUGACCUCAGAUUUACAGAUGUGCUAUAAAAAAAAACAAAGUCUAGGAGUGUAUACUGCAUUCUGAGGAUUCACCCGCACACCAUGCUUGUUGAUGUUGGACUAUUUACUGUGUAUUGCUUUACUCCAUUCAAGCCAUGUGGGGAACAGCAACUCAAGAUGUUUUGAGAAGCUAUAAACCUCCUGUUUUAACUUUUCUAGUGCCUGACGGGUUAGACUCAUUGACGAAGGAGGGAUUAAUACAAUCUUUACAUCCCCUGUCUAAGCAAGGAGUGUAAAAUAUUCUAGAGAAGGCAUUGUAUUGUCUAUUGGAUACUAUUAUUUUGGACUCUGUUGCAGCUAUUCAAUGAUCAGUCAGGUAAAUUUUUCUAAAACAUCCACAAAGUGUGGAUUGUCAUUGUCUUCCUAUAUGUGUACAUAUACUAGCUGAGAGGUUCCAAGUUCAUAUUUAAGACUAUAGUGAAUUGUGACACAAUACUAUAUUUCACCAUACGAGGUAAUGAUGUGCCACCUAUUCGAGCUAAUCAAGGUUGAAUUGUGUAUUCUGUACCAUGCUAUAGGUUAAUCAUGAUCAAUGGUAUGCUGGAAUUUGCAUAUGUAUAUACGGUUCUGAUUGGAGAACAUUGAAAUUUACUUUGAAUUUAAAGUAGAUUUACCAUGAAAUGAGAAAAGAUAUAAUGAUGUCUUACUCUCCGUGUUUAGUUGUUUCUAAUUUGUUGUGUAUUUCAUCUGUAUCUGACUUGGAUAGGUAGAGUUCUAGCAUCAUAUUCUGCGGAUUCUUUCACAAAAUGUCAGGGGAGUGCUACCUAAAUUCACAGUGUGAAAUCAUAGCGGGGGAAAACCCUGAACUACGUUUGAUAGCAGUUCCACUAACAUAAUGCAUAUAAGUCAAGAGGAACGUUUUAAUUUCACAUGGUUGGAUUCAUUCACUGUGUGACAUAAAAUGUGUAUCACCAUAAGAAAAUGAAGUAUUUAUAACAACUUUACUGAAGGGAAUUUUUUUUGUUUUUAUUUUGUGUUUUAAAAAAAAAAAAGUGAUAAAAAUAAAAACAUAUUGAUCUUUAAACAUUUAAACCGGUCUGCUAGUGUGUGUAGACUGAUGUAGGAUAUAUAUAAAUAUUAGGGUUUUAUUCUUUAUUUUUUUCCCCUCUUUCUAUGUUCUCACUAAAAUAAUUUAGUUUCUAACCAAGGGACAUAUAUGGUCUGACAAUGCAACCUGGCAGACUCCAACAAAAAAAAUAAUUAUUUUUUUAAAUGAAGAUGACAUUCUGCUGCUAUUGGCGCAUUACAUUUUCUCUGAAAGUGCCCUAAAAAGCCUCUUAAUCGUGCAGCAUAUAAGGUUCGGACAUAUUCUUAAACUGAUUUAUGUAAAUUCUCAUAUUGGUAACUUGAAGUAGUGUGGGCUGCUUUUGAUGCAGUAUACACAAGCAUUUAAAUGUAAGACUAAGCUAGUUUGGUAUUAUAUUGCAUCAUAUCGCUAUUCGUACCUAAAAAGGGUUUUACUAUUCUAUAAUACUAAAUAUUGGUUUGCAUGGUUUUUACUGCAUAAAUAGAAAAUUCCAUAUUAUCAACUAUAUUGCAGUUCGUGUGCUUUAUAUCCACAUUGAUUUGUGCUCUGAUUGGAACAUGUGCUACGAGACACCUCUGCGCAAACCUUUUAGAGCUUUACAAUGUACGAUUUAUCAGUCAGCGGAUACAUUGCAGGGCUUUUGCAGUAAAGAGGCCUCAAUUACCUAUAUAUGAUUGCAUGGCUACCUUUUCAAGGACUGUAUAGUGUCUGGGCUAUUUUAUGUGUUGAUAUAUAAAUUUGUUCGUGUUGGUGAGUUAUUUAUUAAUCUGUUAUCGACUUAAGAUUUACAUCCUGCACAGACGCACAUUUGUGUGAAUGAAUAUGUAUAAAUCUCUAAAUCCCCUGAAAUAUUUUU
Molecule: messenger RNA, 5944 nt
Organism: Pelobates fuscus (common spadefoot toad)
Lineage: Eukaryota; Metazoa; Chordata; Amphibia; Anura; Pelobatidae
Gene: RBFOX2
Product: RNA binding fox-1 homolog 2
Exons: 13
Coding region: 438-1601 (387 amino acids)
Biological process (GO): regulation of alternative mRNA splicing, via spliceosome; nervous system development
Cellular component (GO): cytoplasm; nucleus
Molecular function (GO): mRNA binding
Source: RefSeq, a predicted model, not a curated record